Molecule: messenger RNA, 2927 nt
Organism: Gossypium arboreum
Lineage: Eukaryota; Viridiplantae; Streptophyta; Magnoliopsida; Malvales; Malvaceae
Product: cytochrome f
Exons: 1
Coding region: 1727-2689 (320 amino acids)
Biological process (GO): photosynthesis
Cellular component (GO): chloroplast; thylakoid membrane
Molecular function (GO): heme binding; iron ion binding; electron transfer activity
Source: RefSeq, a predicted model, not a curated record
UAUGCGUCUGUAAAUGUAAAACCGCUCAACUUAAUUCAGUAACAAAAUAAGCAAGAAAUCGAAAUACUGGAUUCAUCUCAUAUAUCAAAUCGAAAUAAAGACUUUCGCUUUUUAUUUGCAAUAUUUGGAGUUGAUACGUUAGAUACAGAUAGAUCAUAUCUUGUAAAUUUUCUCUACUUUUCUUUUCUCAAUCGGCCCCUCCCCUUUUAUCCUUUCUUUUGUGCUCCUUAAGAACUAAAGAACUAAACAAGUGGAUUUCUUUCUUAUAACAUAAUGAUAAACGUAAUGAUAACUUUUCUGUCUUUUUUUGUCACUCAUUUUUGAUCAGCAUAAUAUUUUUCCUAAUUUUUUUUUCAAUUAUUGCUGGACUCUAGACUAUAUAUAGUUUAGAUAACCCGCGAAAAUUUUCGACAUAUUUGAUUGCGAUCUUGAUAUAGACAGGGCGCUCCUUCGUCUCAAAAUCUGAAUAGAACAAUCUUUAUUAUUUGAAGCGGUUCUUUCGGGCAGUUAUCAAAAGAGGGCAAUUGCUUCGAAUUUGAUCAAUUGAGAUAUAUGGAAACAAAAACAAUAUAACAAUAAUAUAUAUAUUUCAUUCGAAUUCAAAGUGGAUUCUUAUUUUCUAUAUUCUGUAUUCUUUUUAGAUUCAAUUAGAUUCAAGGGCUAAGCACUGAAUCAAAAAAAAACAGAGAAUAGAUUCAUGGGCCCCUACUUUAUAAUAUAAUGAAAGGCAUGCUUGAUAGAAAGAUUAGAUCACAUAAAGUCAACGAAUGAGGUGGGUUCAUUAACAACUCACAGAUGAAAAAAUGGCAAAAAAGAAAGCAUUCACUCCCCUUCUAUAUCUUGCAUCUAUAGUAUUUUUGCCCUGGUGGAUCUCUCUCUCAUUUAAUAAAAGUCUGAAAUCUUGGAUUACUAAUUGGUGGGAUACUAGGCAAUCCGAAACUUUUUUGAAUGAUAUUCAAGAAAAGAGUAUUCUAGAACAAUUCAUAGAAGUAGAGGAACUCUUCCUGUUGGACGAAAUGAUAAAAGAAUACCCGGAAACACAUCUACAAAAGCUUCGUAUAGGAAUCCAAAAAGAAACGAUCCAAUUGAUCAAGCUGCACAAUGAGGAUCAUAUCCAUACGAUUUUGCACUUCUCGACCAAUCUAAUCUGUUUCGUUAUUCUAAGUGGUUAUUCUAUUUUGGGGAAUGAAGAACUUCUUAUUCUUAACUCUUGGGUUCAAGAAUUCCUAUAUAAUUUAAGCGACACAAUAAAAGCUUUUUCUAUUCUUUUAUUAACAGAUUUAUGUAUAGGAUUUCAUUCGCCCCACGGUUGGGAACUAAUGAUUGGCUCUAUAUACAAAGAUUUUGGAUUUGCUCAUAAUGAUCAAAUUAUAUCUGGUCUUGUUUCUACUUUUCCAGUCAUUCUAGAUACAAUUUUAAAAUAUUGGAUCUUUCGUUAUUUAAAUCGUGUAUCUCCGUCACUUGUAGUUAUUUAUCAUUCAAUGAAUGACUGAAAAUGAUUCACGGAUUCAAUUAGAAUCUUUCUUACUUUCGAGAUAAGCAAAGCAUGCAAAGUCGUACUUACUUUACUCUUUCUACCCAUCAGGAGAAUACAAUUUCUCCUCUGUUUCAGUCAUUUUUUUUUUUCAGUUUUCAGUAAAAGUAAAUAGCAGAAUCGUGGCUAGGGAACUAUACUAGUGACCUACCUAAUUUUAUUGUAGAAAUUUUCGGGAUCAAUGAUUGGACCAUGCAAACUAGAAAUACUUUUUCUUGGAUAAAGGAGGAGAUUACUCGAUCCAUUUCCGUAUCGCUCAUGAUCUAUAUAAUAACCGGGGCUUCCAUUUCAAAUGCAUAUCCCAUUUUUGCGCAGCAGGGGUAUGAAAAUCCACGAGAAGCAACUGGGCGUAUUGUAUGUGCCAAUUGCCAUUUAGCGAAUAAACCCGUGGAUAUUGAGGUUCCACAAGCGGUACUUCCUGAUACUGUAUUUGAAGCGGUUGUUAGAAUUCCUUAUGAUAUGCAACUGAAACAAGUUCUUGCUAAUGGUAAGAAAGGGGCUUUGAAUGUGGGUGCUGUUCUUAUUUUACCAGAGGGGUUUGAGUUAGCCCCGCCUGAUCGUAUUUCGCCCGAGAUGAAAGAAAAGAUAGGCAAUCUGUCUUUUCAGAACUACCGCCCCACUAAGAAAAAUAUUCUUGUGAUAGGUCCUGUUCCUGGUAAAAAAUAUAGUGAAAUCACCUUUCCUAUUCUUUCCCCAGACCCUGCUAGUAAUAAGGAUGCUCAUUUCUUAAAAUAUCCCAUAUACGUAGGCGGAAACAGGGGAAGGGGCCAGAUUUAUCCCGACGGGAACAAAAGUAACAAUACUGUUUAUAAUGCUACGGCAACAGGUAUAGUAAGCAAAAUCAUACGAAAAGAAAAAGGGGGGUACGAAAUAACCAUAACGGAUGCCUUGGAUGGACAUCAAGUGGUUGAUAUUAUCCCCCCAGGACCAGAACUUCUUGUUUCAGAGGGUGAAUCUAUCAAACUCGAUCAACCAUUAACAAUUAAUCCUAAUGUGGGUGGAUUUGGUCAGGGGGAUGCAGAAAUAGUACUUCAAGACCCACUACGCGUCCAAGGUCUUUUGUUCUUCUUGGCAUCUAUUGUUUUUGCACAAAUCUUUUUGGUUCUUAAAAAGAAACAGUUUGAGAAGGUUCAAGUGUCCGAAAUGAAUUUCUAGAUCUGUGGAUUUAUCAACAUCAAAUUUGUAAAAAAGAACAAAUUAUUCCUGGCAAUUAGGUUAGGUAUAAUGAAAAAAGGGAUGAAAAGUCUUUUGCUUGUUUCUAUUCUUUCUCUAGGAAUUGCUUUUACCGCAUUCAAAAUUCAAAACAAAAUAUGUAUAUUGUGAAGAAGACUAUUUGUCUUUACCUCUUUUUUUUUCUUUUUUCAAUCUAAAUUGGACUAAAUUGGGGGGGGGG